ACAGUGACACCGAAACCUAACCCUACAAUAUAUGGAAAAUAAUUAUUUAAAAACUUUAUCCAAACAUAAAAAUACAUAAUGUUGCAUUCAAAAAUAUUAUCUUUAUUAAUACCUGUAAGUAGAAGAUUCGUGAAAUUACCAAAUCGUAGCUCUGCUGUAAUCAAUUCAUCUUCAACAAAUUGGAGAGUCCUACAAAACUAUCAACCAAAAAGAGAAUACAAGAAAUUUGGUCACAAGGAGAAACCUGAACCGUUAAUAACUAAAAUAUUUUGCAUAUUUUGUGGAACUAUAUUCCUAUUCUCUCUAAUAGACUGGAGAUGGUGUAGAAUGCUAUAUUUAAGAGCCACUGGACAAUUAAAAGAAAAGGAGGACAGAGAAAAAGUUGUUGAUGAAGUUACUUGACAGUUUAUUCCUUUAUUAUGUUGUUUAUUAUAAAUUUUAUCUGUAUGAGAAUAAUUAGGUUUAUUUGGGGAUGCUA
Ceutorhynchus assimilis (cabbage seed weevil) is the source of this 478-nucleotide messenger RNA. The record is from the annotation of a GenBank genome assembly. Lineage: Eukaryota; Metazoa; Arthropoda; Insecta; Coleoptera; Curculionidae.